AGUGUCAUUGUAAUUUGUCUCACAUUUUUUAACAUGGCGGUGAAUCUUACAGAGCUUUCUCUCCCUCAGUUGGAGGGAUUGAAGACUCAACUUGAGCAGGAGACCGAGUUUUUGACAUCGUCCAUAGGUCAGCUCAAAGUUGUCCAGACGAAAUAUGUAGAAGCAAAGGACAGUUUGAGUGUCCUCAACAAAAACAAUGCAGGAAAAGAACUGCUGGUUCCCCUCACAAGCUCUAUGUACGUUCCUGGAACACUUAAUGAUGUGGAACAUGUCUUAGUGGAUGUUGGGACAGGAUACUACGUUGAAAAGAAUGUCAAUGAUACCAAGGAGUUUUUCAAGCGCAAAAUAGAUUUCCUCACUAAACAAAUGGAGAAGAUUCAGCCUGCUCUGCAGGAGAAACAUGGCAUGAAACAAGCUGUGAUUGAAGUGAUGAAUAUUAAGAUCCAGCAACUUCAGAGUCAACAGGCCUCACAGUCAGGGACAACGAAAGCCUAACCAAAUGAUGAUGAUGACAAUUGAGCUUUCUCACACCUGUCUGCUUGGGUUCUUCAUGAUGGGGGUUUUCAGUUAAUGCCACCAGAUACUGCAUGAAUUGUCAGUGGGUUGAGCUGAGGUAAACCUGUGUGAAAGAAAAUGCAUUCUACAAUCUACAAUGCAGAACCUACAUUUUGACAACAGCAGUGGUAAAGGGCAGCCAAGAUAGUGCUAUUACAAACUCAAUAGAAGUGUAUUUUCUGUUCCAUAGCCAGGUUGCAGAAAUAUAACAUCCUAGCAUCUAUGCCCCUUUUAUGUUCUGUGUAUUGAUUUUGACUAAUAAAAUAGACUUGUUUUCUCUGUCUC
Molecule: messenger RNA, 840 nt
Organism: Esox lucius (northern pike)
Lineage: Eukaryota; Metazoa; Chordata; Actinopteri; Esociformes; Esocidae
Gene: pfdn5
Product: prefoldin 5
Biological process (GO): protein folding; regulation of DNA-templated transcription
Cellular component (GO): cytoplasm; prefoldin complex
Source: RefSeq, marked provisional